Didymella exigua CBS 183.55 is the source of this 1506-nucleotide messenger RNA. RefSeq lists its product as uncharacterized. Gene Ontology annotation, cellular component: nucleus. The transcript has 5 exons. The annotation marks the transcript as partial. The record is from RefSeq and is a predicted model, not a curated record. Lineage: Eukaryota; Fungi; Ascomycota; Dothideomycetes; Pleosporales; Didymellaceae.
CGCUACUCGACCGACCUUGAAUACGCCUACGAUCUCAGUCCACCGCCGCCCACCAACACGGACAGACGUGCCGAGGCUAUUGCUGAGCGACUGUUCUCGUUCGAACAUCUGAAUAUCAUUCUCAAAGACAAUGCUCAGCUCCAGCGAUUCACUACGUUCCUCAUGCGAUACAAAGCACACUGCAUCCCGACCCUGGUCCGAUACCUAGACUCGCAGAAGGCUCUGAAAGCGAUACAGUAUGCGAAUGCGCUGGCAGAUCAGAUCACACAACAGCCGAACUGGCCAACAAAGGCAAACGCCGCCUCUCUGGACCCGGACUUCGAGCAGCUGUCGCAGCGGUCGCUAGACGAUCUCGUUGCUGAGGCGCUCCCUGCAUAUGUGACGUUCAGUGUGGUGGAUGUCGUCACAGAACUGCUGAACAAGGAGAUUAUGGGGAGGAACACACCAGUCAUGCGAGAGCUUGUGCAUGGUCUUGCCGAGGUGUACUGUCUGACCGAUCCAACCCAAGAGGGCAGUCCGAUCGUGUUUGCCUCAGAAGAGUUCUACAACGCCACUCAAUGUAACAGUAGCUACGCAAUCGGCAAGUCUUGUCGCUUUCUCCAUGGCCCGAGAACCGACAAACACGCCAUCGAGAGACUGGACAAGGCCAUGCUGGGGCAGCAGGAAGUCGUUGAGACCAUGAUACAGUACCGGCAAGACGGUACCCCUUUUCUGGCACUUGUCAUGAUUUCGCCAUUGAAGGACAACAGAGGAGCUGUUCGCUACUGCAUCGGCGCUCGAAUCGACAUCACGCAGCUCGUUGAAGGCGGCAGAACCAUGGAUUCGUUCCACCAGCUGCUCACUGGAGACCGCCCUGCAACGCCUGUCGCGGACCCGCUGGAGAACAGACCGACACUCAGGGCACUGCGAGACUUUGGAGACCUUCUGAACGACGAAGAGAGAGUGUCAAUGGGAGAUAAUGACAUGAUGCGCGUCGACUCUCGACCAAGCACCCCGAGAAUGUCACAAACCCCCACACAAAGGCGCUUUAUCGGCAUAGAAGAGCGCAUAUCCCAAGACGGCCUGCGCUCCCACUACUCCGGCCAAGUCCCAGGCGUGUACCAAAACUACAUCCUCGUCCGCCCCUAUCCUUCGCUUCGCAUCAUCUUCACCUCCCCCUCCCUCCGCAUCCCCGGCCUCUGCCAAUCCAGACUCGGAGACCACAUCGGCGGCCCGGAGCACGUGCGCGACUCGCUCAUCGAAGCCCUCGCCCAAGGCAUCGGCGUCACCGCAAAGGUCUCGUGGCUGGCCCGCACCAGCCGGCUGUCUACACACCUCGAAGUCCCCCACACGUUGGACGAUGCAAGCAUCACCACAACCGACGAGCACGUCGAGGGCAAGGCGCGGUGGAUCCACUGCACGCCCCUCAUCGGCUCAGACGCAAAAGUCGGCGUUAUCAUGGUAAUUAUGGUCGACAGGCCUGACGCGAGCCAUCUGCCAGGCGCAAGCAGCGUGUCGAGCACGCGG